This is a messenger RNA of Mesocricetus auratus (golden hamster), 2590 nucleotides long. Its product is annotated as long-chain-fatty-acid--CoA ligase ACSBG2. NCBI's taxonomy places the organism in Eukaryota, Metazoa, Chordata, Mammalia, Rodentia, Cricetidae. The record is from RefSeq and is a predicted model, not a curated record. Gene Ontology annotation, molecular function: long-chain fatty acid-CoA ligase activity. Bases 185 to 2425 code for a protein of 746 amino acids. Gene Ontology annotation, cellular component: membrane; endoplasmic reticulum. The transcript has 15 exons.
GAGCCAGUCUGGGUGCUCUUGUCCCUGUGACUAGAGAGGGAGGUGGUGACAGAGCUGGACAGGAAUCACCACUGCCCCCCCCCAAUGACAAAGCAGUGAGAGCCUGUGGAGGAGAGGGAGUGCUGAGGGCUGGAUGCACCCCAGCCUCUCUCCAGAAGCUCCUGGCAGCUAGGCACGGAAGGGGAUGUCUGACCCCAAGGAACAAGGUGGCCCUGAACGUACCCAGCCCAUCCUGGCACCAAAAAACAUCCUGACAACCGGUAUUUACAGCACAAUCUUGAAGAAGACAACCACACAAAGACCUCCGGUCGCAGAGACAAAGGCCCCAGGGGACCCAUCCGACGGAGUGAGCCCUGACCCUGCAGCCGAGAGCUGCUACUGGACCUCGGAGCGCGACGGGGAAGUGAAGCUGCGCCUGGGCAAGAACUCAGAGAACGAGCCUCCGGUCACAGUGCCCGACAUGAUCAUGAGCGCGGCCACCAAGUACUCGCACUACCUGGCGAUAGGCUCCAAGUACAAGAAGAGCUGGCAACUGCUCACCUACAUCGAGUACUACGAGGCCUGCCGGCGGGCCGCCAAGGCCUUCCUCAAGCUCCAGGGGACCCGAUUCGGCUUCUGGCUCUGCAUGUGCACGCGGUGGUGCCCAGGCCCAAAUGUGGGUCUGGAGCGCUUCCAUGGUGUGGGUAUCAUGGGCUUCAACUCCACAGAGUGGGUGAUUGCCAACAUUGGAGCCAUCAUGGCAGGGGGCAUCUCCGUGGGCAUCCUGUGCAGUAUCUCACCCAAAGCCUGCCAGGUCAUUGCCGAGGCCGCAGAGAUGGACAUCUUUGUGGUGGAUAACGACAGACAGCUGCAGAAGGUUAACCAGAUCCAGGGCUACCUGAAGCAUCUCAAGGCCAUCAUACAAUACAGAGAAGACAUCCAGGAAGUACAGCCAAAUCUAUACUCGUGGAAAGGCUUCUUGGACCUCGCAGACGGCAUCUCAGAUGAAAAACUGGACCAAGUCAUCGACUCACAGAAGCCUAACCAGUGCUGUGCUUUGGUAUACAACCAGGGUACCUCCGAGGUCCCAAAGGCCACAAUGCUCAGCCACGACAACAUCACGUGGACCACAGCGGCCGCUGUUCAGAGCCUGGGGUACAAGUGUCCACCCAAUGGCCAGGAGGUCCUCGUGAGCUACCUGCCGCUCUGUUUCGCCGGGGCCCAGAUCUUGGAUGUCUGGGUGGCCAUCUCCGUGGCUGGAACAGUCUACUUCCCCUCGCCAGAGGCAGCGAAGUGGAACGGGCCAGCACGAGCCCCUGGCACGGGCUUCCUGACGGAGAUGCUCCGCGAGGUCCAGCCCACCACGUUCUGCGGCGUCCCCUGGGUGUGGGACCGCAUGCUGGACAGCCUGAAGACCAAACAGCUGGACUCCACCGCCUUCCGCAGGAGGAUUGACCGCUGGGCUAUGAGCUUAGGGCUCAACACCAACAGGAGGCGGCUGCUCGGACAGAUCCACCAGCCGCUGUGCUUUGGCUUGGCCAAAAAGCUGACCUUCGACCCUGCCAGGAAGUUCCUGGGUCUCAAGCAUUGCCAGCAGUUCCUGAACCUGGGCUUGGGGCUGCCGAGGACCACGAUGGACUUCUUCCUCAGCCUGGACAUCCCCAUCUUUGAUAUGUACGGCUUGACCGAGUGCAGCGGACUGCACACUCUGUCCAGUCACCAGGCCUUCCGACUCCUGAGCUCUGGGAAGGCACUUCCCAGCUCCCACACAAAGGUGGAAAAGGAGAACCAGGAAAACAUCGGGAACUUGUGUUUGUGGGGCCGCCACAUCUUCAUGGGGUACCUCAAUGACAAAGAAGGCACGAAGAAGAAGGUGGACAGCCAGGGCUGGCUGCACACAAAUGACCUGGGCUUCCUGGACGUCGACAAGUUCCUCUAUGUCUUGGGGAAUACCAGCGGUGAGGACAGAGAUCUGAUCACGCUGAGCUCAGGAGAAGUAAUCAACCCCAGUCCCAUCGAGGAGCGAGUGAAGACGCGUAUCCCCAUUGUGCGCUACGUGAUGGUGGUGGGCCAGAAUGCCCCAUACCUGUGCGCCCUUCUUACACUGAAGUGUCAGAUCAAUCCGGAAACUGGAGAAGCUCGUAGUGCCCUGACCAGCGAGGCUGUGGCCUGCUGCCGGAAGAUUCGGAGCCAGUCCACCUGGCUGACAGACGUCCUAUACGACCGUGACCCCUUGGUCACAGAGUUCAUCAGCCAGGGUAUCCAGGACGUGAAUGCGGAGGCACCCUCGGAAGGCGCCAAAAUCAUUAAGUGGGUCAUUCUAGACAACGAUUUCUCUGUUAGCGGCGGGGAGCUUGGGCCCAUGUCCAAGUUGAACAGGACCAUUGUGACCAAGAUAUACCAGGAGGACAUCCAGAAAUUCUAUGAAGCGAGUCCAAGCUCCUAGCCGGCCUGUGCACCCCAAUCUUCUGGAAGUUCCUGUUUUUCCAUCCUGCCUGUGAAGGGACGAUUUCCAUGAGGCGGGGUGCUCUGUGUGUGGGUGGAGGGCAUAGCCUGCCCUCUAGUGUUGGGAUCUGAAUUGUUAAGAGAAUAAUUAAAUGUGUUCACUAAA